AUGGACCCCACAAACGAUCCAAAUUUUAUGCCUCCGUCAAAGAACAAAAACAUUGAACCAACUGCACCACCGCAUGCUAUACCGCAUAACGUCCCAAUUCAACCGUUUGUGAUGGAAGAUUUAGGUGAAGCGUUGGAUGAUCCAGCGCCACACCCUGCUUCUUCAGCAAAGCCAUCUGUUAUUCGAGGCAGAUCUUACGAAAGCAGUGGAGAAUCUGAAUCAAGGUAUCAUUCCAAGAUUCCUCGUAAACAUACUGAGUUGACAAAUUCAUCAUCAGAUGAAGAGGACAUUAUUAUUGACAUUACUGAGCCUCAUGAAAAACCUCGAAAAGAAAUUUUACCACCAUCUAUUCAAGUACGUUCUUCCCAAAUUGCUGAUUUGGAAGAGGUUCCUCAUGGGAUACAGCGGCAGGCUACUGAAUUGGCUGAUUAUAGUUUUCCUACUCAUCGGUUGGCUACUACCUUAACAGAUGAAUCCAAAUCUCCAUUGGUUAUUGUUGCUUGCGGAAGUUACUCGCCCAUAACUUAUUUACAUUUGAGAAUGUUUGAAAUGGCGUUGGAUGCUGUUAUAGAGCAAACUAGAUUUGAAGUCAUUGGUGGGUACUAUAGUCCUGUUUCUUCAAACUACAAAAAGCAAGGCUUGGCCCCAGCACAUCACAGAGUGAGAAUGUGUGAAUUAGCCUGUGAGCGUACAUCCUCCUGGCUUAUGGUUGAUGCAUGGGAAUCAUUACAACCAAAGUAUACUAGAACAGCAUUAGUUUUGGAUCACUUUAAUGAAGAAAUCAAUAUUAAACGAGGGGGGAUCAUGACUAAGUCAGGUAAGAGAAGAGGUGUCAAAAUUAUGCUAUUAGCGGGUGGUGAUUUGAUCGAAUCAAUGGGAGAACCAGAUGUAUGGGCGGACCAAGAUUUACAUCACAUACUCGGGAAAUAUGGAUGUUUGAUUGUGGAAAGAACAGGAUCAGAUGUGAGAAGUUUCCUUCUAAGUCAUGACAUUAUGUAUGAGCAUAGAAAGAACAUUUUGGUGAUCAAGCAAUUAAUUUAUAAUGAUAUUUCGUCAACGAAGAUACGAUUAUUUAUUAGAAGAGGUAUGUCUGUACAAUACUUGUUGCCCAAUUCGGUCAUCAGAUACAUUCAACAGCACAAUCUUUAUGGUGAUUCUGAACCUGUCAAACAGGUGAUGUCGGAGCGUGCGGACUAA
Molecule: messenger RNA, 1197 nt
Organism: Lodderomyces orthopsilosis Co 90-125
Lineage: Eukaryota; Fungi; Ascomycota; Pichiomycetes; Serinales; Debaryomycetaceae
Product: nicotinamide-nucleotide adenylyltransferase
Exons: 1
Coding region: 1-1197 (398 amino acids)
Biological process (GO): NAD+ biosynthetic process
Molecular function (GO): nicotinate-nucleotide adenylyltransferase activity; nicotinamide-nucleotide adenylyltransferase activity
Source: RefSeq, a predicted model, not a curated record